Echinostoma caproni is the source of this 912-nucleotide messenger RNA. Lineage: Eukaryota; Metazoa; Platyhelminthes; Trematoda; Plagiorchiida; Echinostomatidae. The record is from the annotation of a GenBank genome assembly.
AUGACCUCGAACCGGGUUCAAUUUCCGGCCACAUUACACUACAUGCGCUCGUACUUGACUUCGUCCUCAAUUCACACUUGCUCUGGGAAUUGUUCGAUAAGCCAGAUCGGUUGGAUUCGUAUACGCGUGUUGACUUCGGCCCUAAUUGGUAAAGAGCAUAGCUCCACGGCAGCGACAAACGAAUCGAGCGUAUUGGGCCUACAAGCACGGCUGCCCGAGUUUAUUCCCAAGGAUCCGGAGUUCUGGCUGGCGCAAGUGGAGGCCCAGUUUAAGCUAGCUAAGGUGACCAACCAGCUAGCCAAGUUUACAUUCGGGAUGCCCGUAGAGUGCCGCCUCAAACAGCUGCUAGGUGGCUUGCGCCUGGGAGACAACGGCCUCGACACCCCGACCAAACUUCUAAGUUAUAUGCAGGGUCAGGCCGCUAGUUUAAGCAUCAACGAGAACAUACUCCGCCUGUCCUGGCUACAAGCUCUGCCAAAGAGUUUGUCGUCCAUAUUACAGUAUUUUGGCCAGCGGUACACGCUUACGGAACUAGCCGAGAUGGCCGACAGGAUAUACGCUGGUCAGAUGUCGGUCCAAUCUUACACACAACCACCCCCACCGUCGCAAUCCACUGACAACGCCGAGCUAGUUGCCUGCGUCAAGGCGUUAGUCGCACAGGUGCAGGCGUUGACUUUGGCUUGAGCCGCAGCCCCCGGCGCACACGAUCUCGCUCACGGUCGAAUGGGAUUUGCUGGUAUCACCGUCGAUACGGUGACGCCACAAAGAGGUACCUCACACCGCGUACCUUCACCCCCAGGUCGGGAAACUAGUCAGCCGACCGGCCCAGGUGACGACCGUGUCCGGCUCUCCACAACCAAGUCGCCUAUUUUUCGUCGCAGACCGAAUUACCGGGAUACCUUUCUUGGUUGA